AAAUGAAACAACUUAACAUACAUAAACAUAACCUAUUUUUACUUAUAAACUGUUUCUGUUGUCAAAUCAUGUUUACGGACAGAUUAAGGAAAAGACAAGCCCCUCGGCCCCCCCGCAACACCAUCGGAGCCUACACCAGAGAACAAAAACUCGUAGCCGCCGUUUGGUACCACGAAAGACUGUACACUGGAAUGACCAUCGAUCAAUUAGCCAUCAAUUUUGAAAUAAGAUUCAAAGCGAAAUCGCCCGACAGCAAUCUUUUGAGCAAAUGGGACCGGAAGCUAUUCAAAGACGGCCGUUUCAAGGAACCUGGCCAAAAGGUCCCUAGGACUACCAUACAUCGGUGGGUUUACAUACCUUACAUCAAGGAAUCUUUUAUUAAGUUUCCGGGUUUAUUGAAUAAAGCCAGGGCCAAUAUGCUCGGCUUAUCGGAUAGCUCUUUAAAAAGAAUUCUAAAGAUUGAUAUUAGCGAGGAAGAAAUUGAACUAUGGAAGAAACAAGGUAGGGAAAAAGCAGCUCUCUUAAGAAGAUGUAGUACCUCAUUGGAUGAUGUUGAGGGCAGCUGUUCGAAAAAGAAUAAUACUGAUAAGGAAAUAGAUCCAGUUGCCGAUAACGAGACCAUUAAGGUAGAAAUAGCAGAUGAAGAUUUACAUGAAGAAAUCUUCAUUAAAAGUGAAGACAUUGAAAAUUAGUGUCAUUUUAAGUGUAUGAAUAUCCUAAGAAGGUGUUGACAAGUGAUAUGUACUAUUUAUAAAAUAAUGUAGACAUUUAUUUGGGUUUGGUAAUGUACAGACACCCUUUAAAUUGUAAAUAAAUAAGUAAAUAAUAG
Messenger RNA from Psylliodes chrysocephalus, 829 nucleotides. Lineage: Eukaryota; Metazoa; Arthropoda; Insecta; Coleoptera; Chrysomelidae. The record is from the annotation of a GenBank genome assembly.